AUGUCGUACGGCUACCCCGGUCAAGGCUACGGACCCGGCGGCGGGGGCCAUCACCUUCCUGCCCCUCAGUACGGCGGCGGCUACGGUCAGCAACCGUACGGUGGUUACGGCCAGCACAGUUACGGUCAACAACAGCACGGUGGUCAGCGCUACCAGCGCCCAUCGCAUCCUCCCCCGGAACAUCUCGACCAGUAUGGCUACCCGAAGCAGUCGUCCGGCCACAGCGGCACCCGUGACUUCGGUGGCUCGGGCGGUUCUCCCCCGCCGCCACCCUCCGGAGCGCAGCAGUUCGGCCAUGGUGCUCCCUCGGAAUACACCUUCCAGUACUCUAACUGCACGGGCCGUCGCCGUGCCCUGCUGAUUGGUAUCAAUUACUAUGGGCAGGAAGGGCUUGAGUUGAAAGGGUGCAUCAACGAUGUGAAGAAUCUGUCGGCAUUCUUGGUUGAGAAUUAUGGGUAUAAGCGGGAGGAUAUGGUUAUCCUGACGGAUGAUCCCGAGAAUACUAACCCCAUUACCCAGCCGACGAGGGAGAAUAUCAUCAGAGCGAUGCAGUGGCUUGUGGCGGAUGCCCAGCCGAAUGAUGCGUUGUUCUUGCACUACUCUGGUCACGGCGGCCAAACAGAAGACGAAAACGGCGACGAAGAGGACGGCUAUGACGAGGUCAUCUACCCUGUCGACUUCAAGACCGCCGGCCAUAUCGUCGAUGACGAGAUCCACUACCAUGUCGUGCGCCCUCUGCAAGCAGGCGUGCGUCUGACCGCCAUCUUCGACUCGUGCCACUCCGGUUCAGUGCUCGACCUUCCCUACAUCUACAGCACAAAGGGUGUGUUGAAAGAGCCAAACCUGGCGAAGGAAGCUGGCCAGGGUCUGCUCGAGGCUGUUGGGCACUAUGCACGCGGCGAUGUGGGCAGUGCGCUCGGAUCGGUGUUUAAGCUGGCUCAGUCGGCGAUUCAAGGGAAUAAGGCUUAUGAGCACACCAAGAGGACAAAGACAAGUCCGGCCGAUGUUGUUAUGUGGAGUGGAAGCAAGGAUGAUCAGACUUCGGCCGAUGCAACCAUCUCCUCGCAGGCGACCGGUGCCAUGUCCUGGGCCUUCAUCACCUCACUUAAGAAGAACCCCAAGCCGAGCUACCUGCAGCUGCUUAACAGCAUUCGCGAUCUGCUCGAGGAGAAAUAUACCCAGAAGCCUCAGCUCUCGUCUAGCCAUCCUAUUGAUGUCAACCUCUUGUUUGUUAUGUAA
Molecule: messenger RNA, 1239 nt
Organism: Thermochaetoides thermophila DSM 1495
Lineage: Eukaryota; Fungi; Ascomycota; Sordariomycetes; Sordariales; Chaetomiaceae
Exons: 4
Coding region: 1-1239 (412 amino acids)
Biological process (GO): proteolysis
Molecular function (GO): cysteine-type endopeptidase activity
Source: RefSeq, a predicted model, not a curated record